Molecule: messenger RNA, 932 nt
Organism: Daucus carota subsp. sativus
Lineage: Eukaryota; Viridiplantae; Streptophyta; Magnoliopsida; Apiales; Apiaceae
Product: RPM1 interacting protein 13
Exons: 3
Coding region: 163-678 (171 amino acids)
Source: RefSeq, a predicted model, not a curated record
UAUCACACUUCCAAGAAUCGAAACGCGGGCAAAGAACCGAACCAACGCUACACUAGUUGUUUCAAAUUACGUGAGUCCCGUUGCACUUGUUCUUGAAAAUUCUCUCUAGGGUUUAUCAAUAUUUCAACAAAAGCCAAAAGGGUCAUUUUAUUUUUCAAAAAAAUGAGUGAUUUUGAGAGCAAAGUUAAAGGGGAUCUUAAAAAGCCCCUUCUUGUUGUAGAUGACAUUAUUGAUUUGAAUUCUCCAAGUUAUGAUGAUGGUGUCGAAGAGGGCACCCCUUUAAGGCCAAUCUUUUGUUUAAAGAACAGGAAUGAAUUGAAGGAUUUUGAAGAUAAAGAAGAUUGCUUUAUUUUAGAUUUUGACCCUGACGAGUCUUUGAGUAUUUCUAAGCUCUCUGUUUCUAGUAAUGCUGAUGAUUCUCCUGAUGUUUUUCUUGUCGCUGAAAAAGGCCAGGUGGCUUGUAGGGAUUUUCCUCAUUCGAGGCAUAGUUGUGCCAAGUAUCCGUUUAGCACUACCGAUCACGAAAGCUACUGUCAACUGUGCUACUGUUUUGUGUGCGAUGUAGCUGCUCCUUGCGAAAAUUGGGAUGGAUCGAGCGGGCAUUGUCAUGCUAUAAAUAAUGAAGCCUGGAAAUUACAAAGGAAAGCUAUGCAAACGCUCCAGAAAGCUGUCAACUGAUUCUGAAGUAUCUUUUGCGGCCUUUUGCUUUUUAAAUUUAUCCAACUACUAAUCCUUGUAGCUAUCAGUUAUUGGAGUUUGGCUGGGUGGAAGUGAUCAUUUUGUCAAGUUGCAAGUCUUAAAUUAACAUUGCCUAAGUGAUAGAUUGUAGUAAUCUUAUUUUGACAUGGUGAAUAUGUACAUUCUACUUAUGCUACAAUAUGAAUGUUAAAAGCUUUUGAUGUAGUGCUAAUAAAUCUUCGCAUUUUAUUUAA